This is a messenger RNA of Clupea harengus (Atlantic herring), 1746 nucleotides long. RefSeq names its product heat shock protein family A (Hsp70) member 14 (gene hspa14). Gene Ontology annotation, molecular function: ATP-dependent protein folding chaperone; ATP binding. NCBI's taxonomy places the organism in Eukaryota, Metazoa, Chordata, Actinopteri, Clupeiformes, Clupeidae. The record is from RefSeq and is a predicted model, not a curated record.
AUUGACCGGCUACUUCCAACCGAUUUCCGGUAGUGUCCGGUACAUUUUUUACGAAGCAUGGCGGCUAUAGGGGUUCAUUUUGGAUACACAUGUGCUUGUGUAGCGAUAUUUAAGGAUGGUAGGGCUGACGUAGUUGCAAAUGAUGCUGGCGACAGAGUUACCCCCGCCGUGGUGGCAUACAGGGCUACUGAACAGAUCGUGGGAAUAGCUGCCAAACAGGGAAGAAUAAGAAAUGCUAACAAUACCGUCGUGAAAGUGAAGCAGAUACUGGGCAGAAGUUUUGAUGACCCAGAGGCAGAGGCUCACAAAGCAGAGAGCAAAUGCCCAGUAGUAAAUAAAGGUGAUCUGCCCAAAUAUGAAAUUGACACAGGAGAGACAACAAAGUAUGUGUCACCUGACGAAGUCGCCAAGUUAGUCUUCCAUAAAAUGAAAGAGACGGCUCAGUCUGCCCUUGGGUCUGAUGUCGCCGAUGCCGUCAUCACUGUGCCUUUUGAGUUUGGAGAGAAUCAGAAGAACGCCCUCAGAAAGGCUGCCGAGGACGCCGGGUUUAAGGUGCUGAGGCUGAUCCAUGAGCCCACAGCAGCCGUGUUGGCCUACGGCAUCGGCCAGGACUCCCCCUCUGGCAAAAGCCACGUGCUGGUGUAUAAGCUGGGCGGCACGUCUCUGAGUGUGACUGCGCUGGAGGUGAACAGUGGGAUGUACCGGGUGCUGGCCACAAACACUGACCACAGCACCGGUGGAGAGAGCUUCACACACGCACUGGCCCAGCACCUUGCCGCCGAGUUUAAGAAAUCCUUUAAGCAGGAUGUGACUGGUAACGCCAGAGCGAUGAUGAAGCUGAUGAACAGUGCUGACGGGGCCAAGCACAUCCUCUCCACUCUGAGCAGUGCCAACUGCUUUGUGGACUCUCUGCACGAUGGCAUGGACUUUGAAUGCAAUGUGUCGAGGGCACGAUUUGAGCUUAUAUGCUCGUCUCUCUUCAAUAAGAGCAUCAAGCCAAUCAAAAGCCUCCUAGAGCAAGUCAGUCUGUCCACAAGUGAUGUCAACAAGGUGGUGCUGUGUGGUGGGUCGGCUAAGAUCCCAAGGCUGCAGCAGAUGAUCAAGGAGCUCUUCCCUGAGGUGGAGCUGCUGAGCUCCAUCGCCCCUGAUGAGGUGAUCCCUGUGGGCGCUGCCCUGCAGGCGGGCAUCCUGGUGGGUAAGGACAGCCUGCCGAUGGGGGAGGACUCCAUCACCAUCGACUGCUGUGACAAAGAUAUCCUGGUCAAGGAGGUGGAUGAGUCUGGAGAGGAGCUGUUAAAUGUGCUCAUACCCUCGGGCACCCCGCUGCCUGCCCGCCGACAGCACACACUUCAGGGCCCCGGCAACCUGACCUCCGUAUGUCUGGACCUCUACCAGGCCCAACAACGUCUUGCUCUGAUUGUUCUGAGAGAUCUGGAACCCAAGGAGGAGAACCAUGACAUUGACACUGUGAUCACAAUGAAAAGGGAUGGCUCAUUACACGUCACCUGUACGGAGCUGCUCAGUGGACGGUCCGAGUCCGUUACCAUAGCAGCGGCUGCAGCAGCUGCAUCAUAAAUGAGAUGACACCUCUCUGGUCUCCAUGGAGAUAUUCUACCCUAUAACCCAAACCUCACAAGUCUGUUUCAUUACUGUAAUCCAAGAGUACAAGAUAAACUGACAUCUUAAUCCCGGUGUUCAGGUCCUCUUCUUUUUUUCAAUAAACAGUGUGUGUAUAUAUGAAGAAAA